AUGGCCAGCGACAGCCAGAAGCUGUCCCUCACCGGGACCUACUCAUCACCCGCCAACCCAUCCUUCACCACCACCCACGAGCUGCAAGCGCCCCCUUCUGGCACCGUGAAUCCCUCUGUCCCAGACAAGACCAAGUAUCUGAGCGACCUGCGCAAGGCCGUUGCGACCAUGCAGGACCACGUCAACAAGGAGCUCACCUCGCGCAUGGAGGACGACAAGGCGAGGGAGGCAGGCAAGAACGGCAAGCCAGUAGUCGACGACGUGAAGGAGGAGGAAAAUUACGGAGAGGAAGUCCAAGGAGAGUAG
This is a messenger RNA of Diaporthe batatas, 306 nucleotides long. RefSeq lists its product as uncharacterized. Lineage: Eukaryota; Fungi; Ascomycota; Sordariomycetes; Diaporthales; Diaporthaceae. The record is from RefSeq and is a predicted model, not a curated record. The coding region runs from base 1 to 306 and encodes 101 amino acids. The transcript has a single exon.